Metarhizium album ARSEF 1941 is the source of this 825-nucleotide messenger RNA. Its product is annotated as Cerato-platanin. The transcript has a single exon. The record is from RefSeq and is a predicted model, not a curated record. Lineage: Eukaryota; Fungi; Ascomycota; Sordariomycetes; Hypocreales; Clavicipitaceae. The coding region runs from base 1 to 825 and encodes 274 amino acids.
AUGCGCAUUCCUUCCCUGGCUGCGACGGGCCUGUCGCUGUCUCAGCUCGGCGCCUACCACGUCUCCGCCUCCGUCCCGCCGCCGAAACGAGACGACACGUCCCCCAUCUGGGCGACGCCUCACGAUAGCUACUCGUCGUCAAUCGGUGUCCUCGGCUGCAAAAUAAACACCAAUCGAGUGGCAUACUGGCCGCAGCCCGUCGACUGCGACAACAUAUGUGUCUCCCUCGAGUACCGCCAGCGCCAAGUCUACCUCCUCCGCAUCGACCAAUCUACUGGUGCCCACGAUGUCAGCUACGAUGCCUGGAACUACCUCCUCACCGGCCGAUCUGCCACCGAUGACCCAACCUCGGGCGGUCCCGUGGCAAUGCAGUACCGCAAUGUGGAUGCGUCAAAGUGCAAGUCCCUCAUUCACACCAAAGACAACAAGCUGCCCCUAAGCGCCGCCAACAGCAUCAACUUUCUCGCGAGCUGUCUAGCCGAGCCCAACAGCUGGGUGGCGAAAAAUUACAUGCUCAUCAAUAUCGUCGACUCGAUUUGUACUCUUGGCGUAGACGAGCGGUGCAAGUUGGACUGGCCCGAAGCCAACCAGCCGUCUUGUCCGCAUACUCUGGGCAACCUGAUUUCACUCAAAGACGCCCCUGUUUACAAUAUUCAAUAUCCAUCCGGGAAGAAGGUGGUCGCUUCGUCCGGCGUCUCUGCACCCGGCGGCGCUGAAACCAAUCCUGCCACUGAGGACAAUGCUGCACGGCAUGUCCCAUGUACUUGGAGCCUACUAGCCUGGUGGCUGAUUUGGUACUUUUCUGAUGCCAUCCCUAUUGAUUAA